UGUUUUUAAUUGAGAUACAGUUUACAUGUAGCAAAAGUGCUCAUAUCUUAAGUAUGAAGUCCAGUGAGUUUUGAUAAACAGAUACAUCUGUGUAAGGAACACUCCAGUCAGGCUCUAGAACAUUUCUGUCACCUCCGAAAGUUCCCUUUUGCCCCUUUCCAGUCAGUCUACCCCCUUACCUUGAGGCAAGCACUGCUCUGAUUUCUCUCACCACAGCUUACUUUCGUCUGUUUUAGAGUUGCGUAUAAGUGGGAUCACACAGUAUAGAUUCUUUGAUGCCUGAUUUCUUCACUCGGAUCAAAGAUAAACACAGCUAGACAUUAGAGUGGUGAAUGGACUUUAUUCAGUAACUGCUGGCAGUAGGGGAAAGAGCUGAGCUCCCUUUGGAUCUGUGCAGAGGUGAUUGGGCCUAUUAAAGGGAAAAUGAGGGGUGAGGGGAGAGCAGGGGCUUAGCAGACACUGAGAAGUGAAAAAUCACAAAGGUUGGUCAGUAGAAAUUCGUUUAAGCCCUCAGUGUUUGCUGGCUGGCAGUUAUCAAGGUCAGGAUUCUAUCCUCCCACAGGGACCGGGAGUCCUUCCUGAUGAUUACAUUUCAAAGGAAUGGCCUCCAGUCCUUGAGAAAGACACUUUGAGUUGUAAGAGAUAAAUAUUCACAAUUGUAAGCCCUUUUUAGUAAAUGCGCUAAGAAAGGGAGGUCAAGGGCUUAUUGUCAGGCUGGAAAGAACAGUAAAUUCUCACUCAGUGUAGAGCUUUCUCAGGCAGGCAUUAUAAUGGUGGGGCUGGGGUGAUGCUAGGAACACAGCCUCAAGCUGUUGGAAGCCACGCUAAAGUUUGGUCAGGUCUCUUAGUCCAGGGGGUUUGAAUGGCGUUGUUCUGUGCUGAGAGUUCUGCAAUUUUCACUUAACAUUUUUAAAGACACAUGUUAAUGAACGUAUCAGUAGUUCAUGCUGCUUUAUUGCUGAGUGGUGUUGCAUUGUAUUCCUCAGUGUGUUUAUCCAUUUUCUGACAGACAUUGGAUUUUUUAUUUGGGGGAAUAAAAUUGCUGUGAACAUUCUGAUAUUUCCACAUACUUUGUGGCCACAUACUUUCAUUUCUCUAGGGUUAAUACCUGUCAUUUUCUUUAUCUUGUUUGUCAUCUCUAUUAGUCAUGGAGCCCCUUUGUGAUUAAAAUGUAUUGGAUCCUUGAUAAUAUUUUUGAGUAAAUUAGAGAUAAGUUUGAAUCUUGAAUGCCACCAGAAGAUGUGUUAAAAUGUAAAGUGCACUAACCUGGGAGUGAGAAAAUCUCAAUUCUAGUCCCAACUCUGCUUCUAAUCAGCAGUGUAGUCCUAAACAAGUCACAUAGUCUCUGGAUUUCAGGUUUCUUCUUGUAAGUGAAGGAAUUCUAUUAAAUGAUCUCUAAGACUUCUUUCCAGCCUGAAUAUUCUAUGAUCCUAAGUAGAAAGAAUUGAUAGAAGUCAUACUAAGAGUGAAGAGUAGACUCUGAAAUGUUGAGAUAACAGAUCAAGGGGGACCUUGCUGUUCCUGGCAGCUGUUACUUCCUGGUGUUCCCGUGAGAGUAUCAGGAAAAAGCUUGUAAUAUAUAUUGUAGAGUUUACUUUCCAAAACUAUUUUAUUGGCCAAGGAUAUCAUUGAGGAGUCCUUCAAAUGCAAGAAACCAAGAAAUGAAAAAACUUGGCUUAUGUUAAAAAUAAAAACCUGUUUUGUCUGGGAGUUGGCUAGCUGUUCGUGAAAAGAUUUGGAUCAUACAGCGGAUGUCCAUUUUCUCUCUUGCAGCAAUUACAUUACACAGGGCAUGAAUGCAUUUCUUUAGGUUACAUGCAUGGGGAGAUACUCUGGAGGAAGCAUUUGAGCAGUGUGCGAUGGCCAUGUUUGGUUACAUGACAGAUACGGGGACCGUCGAGCCCCUCCAAACAGUAGAAGUGGAAACUCAAGGAGAUGACUUACAGUCUCUUUUAUUUCACUUUUUGGAUGAGUGGCUUUAUAAAUUCAGCGCUGAUGAAUUCUUCAUACCCCGGGAAGUGAAAGUGCUUAAUAUUGAUCAAAGAAAUUUCAAAUUACGGUCAAUUGGGUGGGGAGAAGAAUUCUCAUUGUCCAAGCACCCUCAGGGAACUGAAGUCAAAGCAAUAACAUAUUCAGCAAUGCAGGUCUAUAAUGAAGAGAAGCCGGAAGUUUUUGUGAUAAUUGACAUUUAAGAUACCAAAAAAAAGAGAGAGACUCCUAUGAAGAACUGUUUUUUGUUUUUGUUUUUGUUUUUUUGAGAAGAUACCAUGAUACCAUGACAUAAAUUCUACCAUAUCUGUUAGUAUAUGGAGAUCUGCAGAACAGAACUUUUUAACUUGAAGUGUGACUUUCAGAAAUGGAAAAUCAAGGAACAGCCUUGGUCUGUGUUACCCAAGUAAUCAAAUUUUAAAGGAUUCUUCAGGUGACAAAUACGGUUCCUCAUUUAUUAAUUCCUUGGAUAGCAGCAGGUGCCUUACAACCUGCCAGUAGAAUGCAAGCCAUCCAGCGUGGUCCCAGAAAGGUUCAUUGAUGUAAGGGCAACCUGUGUUCUUAUCUGUGCAGUUUAAAAAGUAAUUUGAGAACUCCUACAACCAGUCUUUUGCUUUUCAUCCAAAUUGGUUGAGACAUAUUUUCUAUGUAUAUUAAAAGAGGUUGUGUUUUACAUUGCUGUGGGACAGAGCCAUCCUGUAUUCCAGCUGAUUUUCUUAGAUGAAGUAAUUAUAGUUGAACAAUGAAAAGACUUCUCUAGAAAGAGCCCUAA
Camelus dromedarius (Arabian camel) is the source of this 2761-nucleotide messenger RNA. It is a transcript of the gene TSLIG1, whose product is annotated as zinc finger and BTB domain containing 8 opposite strand. The coding region runs from base 1797 to 2192 and encodes 131 amino acids. Gene Ontology annotation, biological process: tRNA splicing, via endonucleolytic cleavage and ligation. The record is from RefSeq and is a predicted model, not a curated record. The transcript has 7 exons. NCBI's taxonomy places the organism in Eukaryota, Metazoa, Chordata, Mammalia, Artiodactyla, Camelidae. Gene Ontology annotation, cellular component: tRNA-splicing ligase complex.